This is a messenger RNA of Trematomus bernacchii (emerald rockcod), 1588 nucleotides long. RefSeq lists its product as uncharacterized. Gene Ontology annotation, cellular component: nucleus. The transcript has 6 exons. Gene Ontology annotation, molecular function: RNA binding. Gene Ontology annotation, biological process: protein polyubiquitination; regulation of double-strand break repair. Lineage: Eukaryota; Metazoa; Chordata; Actinopteri; Perciformes; Nototheniidae. Bases 307 to 972 code for a protein of 221 amino acids. The record is from RefSeq and is a predicted model, not a curated record.
AGGAACGUCAUUAAUACGCGCCUUGUGUUUACAGACAUUCGUAAGAAAUUUUAUUUACAAAUCUCAGCUGUUUUGACCCUAAAUACGGAGUUUUUAUUUGUUAAAACAAUACGAAAGCUUAUGGGGGACGAGCACAUAGUAAAAAAGAAAGAAGUGCAUUUUUGAACGCAUGUUUUGUGUAUGUGGUGCGAAAAUGUUUACCAAAAUACUACCAGAGGUCAACAUUUUGUGUAUAACUGCUAAUUGCAAAGUAAAAGUUGUGUUUUAACAUGACACCUGCACAAAGAGUCUUAAUGUGAGAAUAACAUGGAUGAAGCAGAAGAUUUAGAGACACUAGGGGAAAAGCUGUACUCUCUGAUUUACCCCAAACACAAGGAGAAAGCUGGGAAACUCACAGGAAUGCUGCUGGAGCUCCCGGGGCCGGUCCUGGGUCUGAUGCUGCAGGAUAAAGCCUCGCUGAGUGCAGCCGUGGAGAAGGCCCUCGGAGCCCUGCAGUGGGCCCAGGAGCCCAGCAGGGUGCCGUGUAAGGAGGAGGACGAGGUGUCUGCGUCCUCAGACUCUGUGGGGGAGCAGCUGUUUGAGCUGGUGGACGUUUUCAACACCGGACACUCCCAGAAAAUCACAGGUAUGCUACUGGAGCAGCACAAGGACGCAGUGUUACAUCUUUUAUCAGAUCCAAAUGUGCUGGAAGAGCAGGUGACCUUCGCACUGAAGACUCUUCAAGAGCAGAACAUGGAGGAGACGGACGUCAGUGACUGGUCGGACGCUGAGGACACAGAGAGGCUGGGGGAGAAGAUAUUCUCUCUGGUGGAGGGGCUGGACCCUCUGCAUGCUCAUGACAUCACAGGUAUGCUGCUGGAGAUGGAGCCCGCUGCUCUCCUUCAGCUGCCCAGCAACCACACCCUGCUGCAGGCAGCUGUUCAGAAAGCUCAAGCAGCCCUGCACCCUCGGAACCAAACUCUCUCCACUUAAACACACAAGGGCAGCAUUUGAAACACACAAUAAGACAUUUAUAAUGAUAAUAUAACGCUGGGAACAGCUUGCACAUCACUCCAAGAGAUCAUGGUAAUACAAGUCCCUUACAUCAGGAACUGUGUUUGUUUUAUACUGAUUGUUGAGCGCAUUUUGUGAGUCUAAGUUUGAUUGAUUUGAUUUACUGUAAAUAAUUGAAGAGUGGAGAAAGCACAAAUUGAUAUUGCCACCUUACUUUCAUCAGAAUCAUUGUUGCUUGAAUAUGUUUACUGUAAAGUAAAAAAAGUGCUUAUCUAAUGUUUGCCAACAGAAAUGCUGUGACAAUUGAUCAGAUAGUUUUUGUACUGUACAUAAUGACGUGGUGAACUGUCUUUGCUAACAGAAAUACAGCAGAUUAUAUAAAUGGAGGACCAACUUCAACAUUGUCACACCGUGUUUAAAUUGCAUUUGCAUGAACUGUAUCUAAAAGUAGAGAUUAAAUGAUAAUCUAUGAAUCAAACCUGUAAUCCCCUCCAUCACCAUCUGAAUUUACAAUACACGGAAGAGGAAUAGUUUUUGGUGUAACUGGUGAUUGAAUUUCCACAUCACAUAAACGUUUUUUAAUCUGCCUCCUCCU